Messenger RNA from Alexandromys fortis (reed vole), 2816 nucleotides. Its product is annotated as peroxisomal succinyl-coenzyme A thioesterase. The record is from RefSeq and is a predicted model, not a curated record. Gene Ontology annotation, cellular component: peroxisome. The coding region runs from base 1301 to 2566 and encodes 421 amino acids. The transcript has 3 exons. Gene Ontology annotation, biological process: fatty acid metabolic process; acyl-CoA metabolic process. Gene Ontology annotation, molecular function: fatty acyl-CoA hydrolase activity. Lineage: Eukaryota; Metazoa; Chordata; Mammalia; Rodentia; Cricetidae.
AAAUCUCAUUACAGCCGGUUGUGAGCCACCACACGGUUACUGGGAAUUGAACUCAGGACCUUUGGAAGAGCAGUCAGAGCUCUUAACCAUCUCUCCAUCUGAAUAUUAAGCUGUGCCAUUUUAUCAAGUCACUGGGACUUUGGAAGAAGCCAACUUGACUUCGGAGAACUUCCUAUGGCUCCCUGGACACCUGCUUGGUCUCUAGAUCUCCCAAGUCACUCUUAAUAGUAUCCCUUAGCAAAGGGGGGGGCCCAUGCAAUCACCUCAGUGGCAUCUCCCUCCUGAACCAGAGCCAUUUGUAUGCCCUUGUAACUGGGCACCGGGGCAAGGAGAGAGAAAGCAGCUGUUGAGCUAAUCUUGGCCGUCAAGGUGACUGUAUCUGGAAUCAACAAAACCCCAAGCAACUGGGCACACCUGUGAGGGAUUUUUCUUGAUUGGAAUAUUUGACGUGGGAGAUGCAUCCUAAAUCCAGAUCUUUUGGGGUUAGAAGACUCACCCUAAAUCUGGGCUACACCCUCUGGUGGCAGCCCACAUUAAAGGACAUGGGAACAGGGAGCUUUUGCUUUUUGCCUGCUUGUCCCCACUCUCACUGGCAAGUCUGUCUAUCCUGUCCCUGAGUCGCUCCUUCCCUGGAGUUAGAACCAACUUCUUCAGGAUUCUACCGUGGACUGAAAUGGCCGCUCUCUAGAGCUUCUCUGAGACUCCAGCACCAGACUGGGACAGCUGAGACAUCCAGUCUUGUGAACUGAACAACUACCAGAUCCUUUCCAUGGGAGACAGCCAUUGCUGGACUGCUUACAACACAGCCCUUAAGUCACUCUAAUACAUCCUCCGUGUGUCCGUCUGUCCGCGCUCUCGUGUGUGUCCAUCCCUUCAGUUCUACUCUUUUGGAGAACCCUAACUGAUACGGCUGCCUUUCUCAGUUUGCAUACUUUCUCUCCUGGGGCUGGAGUAUCCAAGGAGGAUUUUUGCAAGCUCAGUAUCUGAAGAAUGAAAUGGUAUAAAGUUAUAAUUUAUUACCAAGUUUUCGCUGUUGGUUUUGUUUUAUAUUUUAGAAAGCUGCUGAGUCCACGGAAGGAUCGGACUUUGUCUUGAUUCAUUCACUUGAUGUCAUGACCAGUCAUUUUCACAACACCACGUGGGAGUGGGGAAAAGCAGAAUCCUCUGGCCUCCCUGUGACCCAAACUGCUGACAGACCUUUGUUCCUGCCCCUCCCUUGUCUGGGUCCUAGAGACCGACCAGGUCGGCUCCGGACUGGUGUGGUGCUUCCCUAGGCCUCCUGCUCAGCUCCAAGCUCCCCAUGGCGGCGACGCUGAGCCUGGAGCCCGCGGGCUGCAGCUGCUGGGACGAGCCGCUGAGCAUUGCCGUGCGCGGCCUGGCCCCCGAGCAGCCCGUCACGCUGCGCGCCGCCCUGCGCGACGAGAGAGGCGCGCUCUUCCGCUCCCACGCGCGCUACCGCGCCGACCCCCACGGCGAGCUGGACCUGGCGCGCGCGCCCGCGCUGGGCGGCAGCUUCGCGGGGCUCGAGCCCAUGGGGCUGCUCUGGGCCAUGGAGCCCGAUCGGCCUUUCUGGCGCCUGAUCAAGCGCGACGUGCAGACGCCCUUCGUGGUGGAGCUGGAGGUGCUGGACGGCCACGAGCCCGACGGCGGGCGGCUGCUGGCGCGGGCGGUGCACGAGCGUCACUUCAUGGCUCCCGGGGUGCGGCGCGUGCCCGUGCGCGAGGGCCGUGUGCGCGCCACGCUCUUCCUGCCCCCAGGAGAAGGACCCUUUCCAGGGAUUAUCGAUGUCUACGGUGUUGGUGGGGGCCUGUUGGAAUACCGAGCCAGCCUUAUGGCUAGCCAUGGAUUUGCUACACUGGCUCUGGCCUUUUAUGACUUUGAAGACCUCCCUAAGGAUUUCACCGUCGUAGAAGUGGACUACUUCGAGGAAGCAGUGAGCUACAUGCUCCAACACCCCAAGGUAAAGGGCCCAGACAUUGGGCUUCUGGGUCUUUCUCUGGGAGCUGAUAUUUGCCUCACCAUGGCUUCGUUCUUGAAGAAUGUCUCAGCCACAGUUUCCAUCAAUGGCUCUGCAUUCAGCGGAAACAGACACAUACACUACCAGCAGACCAUGAUUCCACCACUGGGCCAUGACCUGAGGAGAGUGAAGGUGGCUUUCUCUGGCAUUCUGGACAUUGUGGAUAUACGGAACGAUCCUGUGGGCGGCUGUGAGAACCCCAGUAUGAUCCCGAUAGAGCAGGCCAAGGGGCCCAUCCUCUUCAUCGCUGGGCAGGACGAUCAUUGCUGGAGGAGCGAACUUUACGCUCAGAUAGCCUCGCAAAGGCUGCAGGCUAGCGGAAAGGAGAGGCCACAAGUAAUCUCCUACCCUGGGGCUGGCCAUUACAUUGAGCCUCCUUACUUCCCCAUGUGCCCAGCUUCUCUGCACAAAAUAGUGAACAGAGCUGUUCACUGGGGAGGGGAGGUCAGGGCUCACUCCAGAGCCCAGAUAGAUACGUGGAAGCAGAUUCUGGCCUUCUUUGGCAGACACCUGCAGAGUACCCAGAGCAGAGCUUCCUCUAGAUUGUAGUGCAUUUGUCUGUUAGUGGACAUGGUAGGUUCAAGGUCACACUUUGAUGUUCAGUAACUUCAUGGGGAUCGGUUUUCUGCCAGAUAUCAUUAAAUUCAUGUUUGGGGCAUUCAUGGUUUAUAGGUCACUUUACUGAAUAAGUUUUUAGUCAAUGCAGUAUUUUACUUACAUAACAUGUGCUUGUGAAAGAUUCAGAUGCGUGUGAUACAAUGAAUAAAGUUUUUAAAAAGCAACCCCUUAUUAAAAUGUA